AUGACGGGCAUCAUCGAUCUCGCGACCCUCGCGCCCACCGAGACCGUCAUCAAGCUGCCGCACCCAUACCUCGCCGAGUACACCGUCAAGCGCACCGAGGACCAGCUCUUUCAGCUGCUUCUGAAGGAAGGCUCCUCGGUCCAGCCACUUCCAUUCGAGCUGCACUUGUCCCGGCUGCGCUUCUCUGCGCCUACCGACCUCAAAUCCAGUGAGCUCCCUGCGUCUGCCAACAACAGUCCCUGGGCACGCGUUCGACGCUCUCCGUUCUCAAAUGUCAGCUGGGAUGGUACGAGUAGUGCGCCUACUCUAGCGCAGGCCUGGCUGCUUCUUUAUGUUUUCUUUACCGUGAGGCCCGGAAUGGAAAUGAUUCGACUGCAGCUCAGUGGCAAUGGCGCCGAUGUGCUUUCAAAGCAGUUGCAGGAUGUCCUCCUCGGCAUUGAGCACCCAAAGUCUGCCAAAGGCUACGCUGCGCCCGAGAUUGCCAAUACAGAGACGAGCAGCACUGUUGUUGUUUUGCGCAGCACCUUUUGGCAGGGUGCUGGAUCGCCAUUCGGCCCUCGUCCCAUUUGGUGCCCUGCAGAGUCGCCCUCAUCGUUGCCAGCCUCGAACCCUCUUUCAUCGUAUCCCCUCACGCCCCUGCAGCAUACUAUCAGCGUCGCCUCAGCUGGCGACAUCCAGGACCCGGGUCGCUACCAACAAUCGUGGCACCCAAUCCGACCUGCCAAGCCUGCACCGGGUGCAGUGAUUUACAGUCGCUGGAUUCCUCACCUCAAAGAGACUUUCUCCAUGGUUUCGCUCGAUUAUACCGAUUCUGAACACCUGCGACUGUUUCAUGAGUGGCAGAACGACCCACGUGUUUCGCAGGGAUGGAACGAGACGGGCACGCUGGAGCAGCAUCGCGAGUACCUACGCAACAUUCACGAAGAUCCCCAUCAAGUUGCUUUGUUGGCCAAGUGGGAUGAUGCUUACUUUGCCUACUUCGAGGUGUACUGGGCUAAGGAGGACCGCCUUGGAGGCUACUACGACGCCGAAGACUUUGAUCGUGGUCGUCACUCUCUCGUAGGCGACAUCCGCUUUCGGGGACCUCAUCGUGUUACGGCAUGGUGGAGUAGUCUGAUGCACUACCUCUUCCUUGAUGAUCCGCGUACCAUGUGGGUGGUUGGAGAGCCCAAGGACUCCAAUUCCACCGUCGUCAUGUACGACCUCAUUCACGGUUUUGGGCUUGACAAGUUUGUGGACUUGCCGCACAAGCGCAGCGCCUUCGUGCGCUGCCCUCGCGGUCGCUUCUUCCAACUCUGCCCGUUGGGAGAGCAGGAGAAAGCUGUUGGUGGCAUGAGGAUUGGUCUUGUGCCGAAACUGUAG
Molecule: messenger RNA, 1362 nt
Organism: Cordyceps fumosorosea ARSEF 2679
Lineage: Eukaryota; Fungi; Ascomycota; Sordariomycetes; Hypocreales; Cordycipitaceae
Product: Siderophore biosynthesis protein
Exons: 2
Coding region: 1-1362 (453 amino acids)
Biological process (GO): siderophore biosynthetic process
Source: RefSeq, a predicted model, not a curated record